This is a messenger RNA of Caenorhabditis elegans, 558 nucleotides long. RefSeq names its product TIL domain-containing protein (gene C53B7.2). NCBI's taxonomy places the organism in Eukaryota, Metazoa, Nematoda, Chromadorea, Rhabditida, Rhabditidae. The record is from RefSeq and is marked reviewed. The transcript has 3 exons. Bases 18 to 527 code for a protein of 169 amino acids.
GAUUCAUCAGUUGAAAUAUGAUGUUUGCAUUUCCAAUAGCUUUGUUGUCGGUAGUACUGGUGGUUGAUUCUCAAUACCAUCAAACAACAACUCAAGUGAGUUGUGGAAUCAAUGAGCAAUACUCUCCGUGUACUCAAAUGUGCCCACCAACAUGUGAAUCUCCAAACCCACAAUGCAGAGUUGACUGCACCCGUCCAUCUUGUACCUGCUUGCCAGGCCACGUCUACUCAAACUCCCGUCAAUGCAUCCCAGCCAAUUCUUGCUACCAAACUCAAUCGCUUCGCUGCCGAAUGAACAACGACUGUCGUCCAGGAAUGUAUUGCAUCAAUGGAUACUGUGGCGCAGCAUCAGGAGUUUAUACGAGAACGGUUGUGAGCUCAUCCUCUUUGUCAUCCUCAUCUUCUGGUCAUCGUCAUCACUCUCACCGAUCGCAAGGCGAGUGCUCCCUAGAUGUGCAUUGUGAUCAUCGUAAAAUUUGUAUCGAUGGAAUUUGUGUUUAUGCAGACCGCAGUGAUCGUUAUAAUUAAAAUAUUUCGAAUGAAGCUAAACAACAUUAUC